Triplophysa rosa is the source of this 1701-nucleotide messenger RNA. It is a transcript of the gene rtf2, whose product is annotated as replication termination factor 2. NCBI's taxonomy places the organism in Eukaryota, Metazoa, Chordata, Actinopteri, Cypriniformes, Nemacheilidae. The transcript is spliced from 9 exons. Gene Ontology annotation, cellular component: nucleus. The coding region runs from base 127 to 1050 and encodes 307 amino acids. Gene Ontology annotation, biological process: mitotic DNA replication termination; site-specific DNA replication termination at RTS1 barrier. The record is from RefSeq and is a predicted model, not a curated record.
UAAACUCACUUUCACAGCGGACGCUCUUUACUGACGCUCAUCUGUUGUUUACUGAUUCGUUCCUUUAGCUAAACCUUCAGUCAGAUUUUUUCACCAACGCUCGAAACCUUUACAUAUUAUUUCAACAUGGGAUGUGACGGAGGAACCAUUCCUAAACGACACGAACUGGUUAAAGGACCGAAAAAGGUGGAAAAGGUUGAUAAAAAUGCAGAACUUGCUGCCAAAUGGAAAUAUUGUGCUUUGAGUCAGGAGAGGUUAAAACGACCCAUUGUUGCCUGUGAGCUGGGCAGACUGUAUAAUAAAGACGCGAUCAUCGAGUAUCUGCUGGACAAAUCUGCAGAGAGACCAAACACUGAGGUUGUGACUCACAUCCGUGGCGUCAAGGAUGUGAAGGAGCUGAAUCUCACUGAUAAUCCAGCGUGGGAGGGAGAGAGACGGAACAUUAAGGGGGAUUGUUAUGAAGACAUGCACUGCACCAUGUUCAUCUGUCCUGUCGUGGGUCUGGAGAUGAACGGAAAGCACAGGUUUUAUUACUUGCGGACGUGUGGAUGUGUUUUCUCAGACCGAGCCCUCAAAGAGGUUAAGACUGAAAUCUGUCACAAGUGUGGGGAUCCUUUCAAAGAAGAUGACCUUGUGGUGCUGAACGGAUCUAAAGAGGAUGUGGAGAAGCUGCAGAAAGAUCUGGAGGAGCGCAGGUCAAAGGCCAAAUCUGCCAAGAAAUCAAAGAAAAGCAAAGGCGCAAAGGCCCUGAAGCCGGAUGAUGCGAAAGGAACCUCCGAUCUCCAGAAAAGCUCUUUUGAGUCUAAACCUGCACUGAAUGUAGAGAGCACCAAUGAAAAACCCACUGAUGCAGCCUUGUCAGGCCCCUCGGGUGAGAGCUCGAAGGCGAUAAAGACCCCGGCGGAGCCCGCCACGGGCAGCAAGAGGUCCAUUCAGGACAUGACGGAUAAAUCUGAGAUUUACAAAUCACUCUUCACCUCCCACAGCACUGCCAAACGCACCAAAGAUCAGCUGUCUAACUGGGUCACACACACGCCAUAUCACUUCUGAGCACAUCAUUUACAGAACACCUCACUGUGUGGAGCAGUGAGAGCGCUCUCUAGUGGUCAGCUUGUGGAUGAGCAACAAAUGACAUCAUAUUAUAUGAUACAUCAAUGCAUUGUUUCUUUUUAUUUUGUAGUUUCAUUCUUUCAAUUUAUUUUUAAUCUAAUAUCACCAUAAACGUUUUGUUGCCCGCUUAUAUUCCUGUUAGUGACAUCUGGCUAAAAAAUCAAUGAGUAUUUUCUCGCGUACUGAACGUUUCUUGCAGUUGUUGGUGUCCACCUUUUCCACCUUUGGUUUAUAUUUGUUGUUUUUGGUUAAAAAAAAAGUGUGUGUAUCAUUUUAAAACUAUAUUAGAUUCUCAUUUUAAAGUGUUUGGGCAACAAUAUCUAAGUAUUUGAAAUUCAUAGUUAAAAUCAGGAUUCGAAAUGGUGUUUUAUGCCUGCACAAAUUAUCAGUGACUUUUCUGUAUAAAUUUGUUGUAAGAAAAGGUUGAAACUGACCCGCGUACAUUUGACCACAAGGUGGCAGUAGAGGUCUACAGUUAAAACAUUGAGACGGUUCAAUCUUUUGUGGAUAUUUACUUCUUUACUUUUGCCUUUUUUCUAAUGUUAUGAUUGAUGUACCUCUGACUGGUUGAGAAAUAAUAAAAUCCCAUUC